AUGUGGAGUAAAGAUGGACAUCCUGUAGAGAAGAAGAGGAGCAUCAACAACCAGAUGCAGCUCCACCCAGUCAGAUAUGAAGAUGGAGGCAACUACACCUGUGCUGUUGAAGGACAUGAGGAUCGCCCAUCUCCAGCAAUGAUACUCAAUGUCCAGUAUCCUCCAAGGAACACGCUGGUUUCUAUCACCUUUUCCAUGGAAACACUAGAGGGCGCUAUUGUGACUCUGACCUGCAGCAGUGAUGCCAACCCACCAGUGGAGAUCUACACCUGGUUUAAGGUGGGUGAGUCCACUCCAGUAGGAUCAGGACAGCAGUACAACAUCACUAACUUCAGCUCUGAGGAUGGAGGACAGUACUACUGUGAGGCCAGGAAUGAACAUGGAGCUUAUAACUCUACAGCUGUGUCCAUCACAGUUACAGACGCUGUUGCAUCAGAGUGGAAUGUAACUUAUGAACAACUGCACAUCUGUGCUGUAGAAGGGUCUUCGGUGGACAUGUCCUGCAGUUAUACAUACCCUCGUGAUCGAAUUCUUGAGAAAGUUUUCUGGACAAUAAUAAACUCAAGGGAUCCACCUGAUCUUAUCCAAGAUGAAAAGUACAAAGAGAGAAUCAGGACAGACUGUGGGGACAGGAAGUCAGGAAGUUGUACUCUAAACCUUAAAGGGGUGAAGAGAGAAGAUGCUGUCAUGUACUACUGCAGGAUUGUCACCAAUGGAACAACUUAUGGAACAUUCCUCGGCAAACCAGGAGUCACCCUGUAUCUCACAGACCUGAAUGUGCGCGGUGCCCAGAAUGCAAAAGAGGGAGACAUCGUGAACCUCACCUGUGAGAACACUUGUCCUCAGAGAAGCAGCCCUUCAUUCAUGUGGAGUAAAGAUGGACAUCCUGUAGAGAAGAAGAAGAACAUCAACAACCAGCUGCAGCUCCACCCAGUCAGAUAUGAAGAUGGGGGCAGCUACACCUGUGCUGUUAAAGGACAUGAGGAUCUUCCAUCUCCAGCAAUGAUACUCAACGUCCAGUAUUCUCCCAAGGAGACUAAUGUGUCACUCAGUUCCUCUGGUCAGUUGGUUGAAGGCAACACUCUGGGGUAUAUUACAACACUAGAGGGCGCUAGUGUGACUCUGACCUGCAGCAGUGAUGCCAACCCACCAGUGGAGAACUACAACUGGUUUAAGGUGGGAGAGUCCACUCCAGUAGGAUCAGGACAGCAGUACAACAUCACUGACAUCAGAAAUGAGGAUGGAGGACAGUACUACUGUGAGGCCAAGAAUGAAGUUGGAGCUGAUAACUCCUCUGUAGUACUGUUGCAUGUAACGUCGGGUGGCAGAGGCACGGUGAUGUACGCCCUCAUUGCCGGCGCAGCUGGCGUGGGCGUGGCUCUUCUCUGUGGUGCCGUGUGGAUGAGGCAUCGAAACGGGAAUAAGGAGACUCGAAGAGAAGAUGUGGACGGACACCAGUAUGCCAACACUGGCUUCCAGAGGUCUCUCCAGAGUAUAGCCUCUGCUCCCGCCAGUGCUGAGGCUGCAGGAGGAGCAGAGGAUGUUCCUCAGUACUCCACCAUCCAGCCCCACGGCUCCAGA
This is a messenger RNA of Clupea harengus (Atlantic herring), 1581 nucleotides long. RefSeq names its product B-cell receptor CD22-like. The annotation marks the transcript as partial. The transcript has 8 exons. The record is from RefSeq and is a predicted model, not a curated record. Lineage: Eukaryota; Metazoa; Chordata; Actinopteri; Clupeiformes; Clupeidae.